Molecule: messenger RNA, 1868 nt
Organism: Schistosoma intercalatum
Lineage: Eukaryota; Metazoa; Platyhelminthes; Trematoda; Strigeidida; Schistosomatidae
Source: the annotation of a GenBank genome assembly
GACUCUUCAAGGUCAUCCUAUGUUGUCAUAAUCAUAACCGUUUGCUUGUAGUUGUCAACGAAUAUAGUUUUCUCCCUACGCCAAGGUUAUAUACGUGGAGUCUGAAACACCCCAUUAUUCUUACUUUCAAACAAUUGGUCCAGCCGUAUGGAUAUUGCUUCUCUCCUUGAAUGGAAACUUAACUGUUUCGAACAAUCUUUUAACACCGUAUACAAUCUUUCUAGGCGUUUUUCGAAUAAGGGAAAUAAAUGCACAUGUGCUAAAAUUGCGGUUCAAGUUGAUAACAAAGAAACUGUCAAUACCUAUGAUGUCGAUUCUGAUAGCGCGCUUAUAAGGGAAGUAGAAGAAGCCCUUCAAAAAGCACACUUAACUCUUUCUCCACAGAAGAUAAAAAAGGAGCCUAUCUCCGUAGAUAGGCCUAGCAAGAGUGUCCUGAAAAUGUGUCAUGGAAACACUUGUAUAAAGAAGUCGAGAUCUGAUAGCAGCGGACCUAUAACAAAGCAACGGAAAUAUAUUCCUGCCCACUAUAAAGCUCCUUACAAAACGGAUUUGCACACACCAAACCGUAAAAAGUUAUUUACAUUAGGACAGCCAAUAGCAUCAUUUCCACCAACGAUGGACAACAAAAAUAUGAGUGACAGAACCAUAAAAAAAAUCAAUGAAACCAGUACUAAACAGGAAGAUCACACAGAAGUGAAUUUUUUCGAAGAUAUAAAUUUAUUAUGCCAUCCAGCUUCUACAUGUGACUGCUACCAAUAUCAAACCCAUCAGCAGGCUGCUUUAAUCGAAAAAUAUAAUAAAAGUGUUUCGUACUUGUGGCUCUCGAUCUCACGUACCAGGCAAUUAUUAAGAUCGGAAGAUAGAAGUAUUAUAGUUCAGUUUUUUAAAAACAUCCCCAUGGAAUCCAAACUGUUUUCUAGUAUGUGCUUUGCUAUUCAAAAGUGUGACCUUGCCAUCGCUUUGUUCGAAAAAUUCACUAGUCUUGUGAGUUUCAUUGAUGUACAGAAAGUCAGUCAAGAUGAAAUUAAUUGGAUUCAGUACGUUUUUUCAAGAUUCAGCGUCAUUUUAAAACUGUUGGAAUUACUGAUGACAAAGGUGAACCCUGAUUCAAGCGACUUGUCAACAACGAAUGUCCUUAAUGAUCUCACUCAUAAUGAUCCCAUAAGUGCCUGGUUUGCUUCAAAACACCCAGUUAAACUAGUUGCUCCUCCAAGUCCAUAUGAAGCGUUUCUGACUAUAGGCAACUGUCCUAGCACUCCGGGAGCAUCUUCCCGUUUAUUAGCGUUAACGGCAUGGCCUCAAAUGUGUGUAUUCAAUGGCAGCGCGAAACAAGCAUUAUUAUUUACAAACCUUUGGAGUGAGCUUGAAUCUGUCCAAACAGAACUCGAACUUUUAAACACUUUUAAAGCAAAUCUACCUCAUUUGCUUGUGGAUCAUCUAUUCACAAAAACGAUCAAUCAUGCGUCGGCUUUCCGUAAUUUAUACACACUCGUUUGCGGAAACAGUCCAUUGAUUUUGAAAAGCAACGUAUAAAUAACAUUCUACACAUCUCCAUAUCUUGUACAUUUCAUAUAUGCUAUAGAAACAGAUUGGCAAACAUGUGCAAACUUUUUUUAGCUAUUAAAUGACGCAUCAUGUUAUAUUCAUUGUUUUAAAAUUGCAAUAACAUAGUCGAAAAAUAUUUUUUAAGUAAAAAGACAACUUUUAAAUAAUUUGUAGAAAUUUAUCAAAACUUACUAUCAAACUACCUAGGUUACUUUUAAUAUACAAUCUCAAAGCAGAAAUUAAUCAUUUUUAUUGACUUUAUGUUUAAAUUAUUGUACAUUAUUAUUUUACAUUUGAAUAUACUGGUUAAGCAGAGGUUCUUG